UGCCAUGGAACAACAUCCAUUGUUUGGAUUGAGUUACGUCUUGGAGGAUCCUCGACAUGUGUCUCUUCACCUUGAGGUAAACCGGGAGGAUAUCUUCGGGAGGAGUGUCCGGGAGCAGUUAGCUAAGAUGCUUAGCAUCCCGAGGUCUAAGCUUCAAACACCUCUAAUGGUCAACUUCAUGGAUGAAACGGGUGUUGACGCGGGGGCUCUGAGUAUGGAUUUUUUCCGGCUUGUCUUUGAGGUACUUCUCGAUCCGAAAAAGAACGAUCUGUUCCGAUAUGUCAAAGAAUUCGACCCGACUCACUCGUCUGUUUGGUUUCGGAAGGACUGUGAGGACUCCGAACUAGCCGAGAUAUGUGGUCUUCUGUUUGGGCUUUCAUUGUACAACAAGGCAAUAGUUGCAUUACCGUUUCCACAACUCCUCUACGCCAAGCUUCUAGAAAAGGGCCCUAACAGUGAUAUGGAGGAAGCAGCAGAGCUCGACAAGGAGUUCGCAGAUCAGAUGUCUAAAUUGCGGACUGGAACAGAAGAUGAAGUGAUGGGGUGUUGUUAUGGUGAUGAGGUUAAACUGGAAGAUGGGAGGAGCGUCGAGGUCACGACAGAAAAUGUUGAUCUCUACGUGGACAACAUGGUUCGAGAGUACCUGGUUCCGUUACAGUUUGCAGCCUUCCAGCGAGGAUUCAACAGAGUCUUCAAUCCCGCCGCCUUUGAUAUGUUCAGACCUAUCGAGUUGGAGGCGCUUGUCAUUGGAGAGAAACACUUCGAUUGGAAAGCUCUUGAGCAGUCUACUCAGUAUAUACAGCCAUAUACAAACUCGCAUCCAACUAUCAAGAUUUUCUGGAUGGUUUUUCAUGCUCUGGACGAUGACAUGAAAAGAAAGUUCCUCGUAUUUGUCGCUGGGUCUGAUCGCGUCCCGGUCGGUGGACUACGAAACCUAGGUCUCCACAUUGACCACCUCCAGGUACCCAUGGACGAUUACGUGGACGAGCAACCGUGCGACACCGGAGACAGACUCACAUGGCUAUUGCCAGUGGGCCAUGUUUGCGAUAACUAUGGCUACCGCCGUACCUUACGGCUGCCUAUGUAUACCAGCCUCGAUCUAAUGGAAGAUCGUUUGGCCGUCGCCCUGUCCUAUUACGACUGCCCAUUUCAUAUCGCCUAGGUUUAUAGGAUAUUUUAUUAUCAUAUUCUAUUCAUGAAUUUUUCAA
This is a messenger RNA of Strongylocentrotus purpuratus (purple sea urchin), 1208 nucleotides long. Its product is annotated as probable E3 ubiquitin-protein ligase HERC4. The coding region runs from base 5 to 1162 and encodes 385 amino acids. NCBI's taxonomy places the organism in Eukaryota, Metazoa, Echinodermata, Echinoidea, Camarodonta, Strongylocentrotidae. Gene Ontology annotation, molecular function: ubiquitin protein ligase activity. The record is from RefSeq and is a predicted model, not a curated record. The transcript is spliced from 7 exons. Gene Ontology annotation, biological process: protein polyubiquitination.